Molecule: messenger RNA, 1282 nt
Organism: Zingiber officinale
Lineage: Eukaryota; Viridiplantae; Streptophyta; Magnoliopsida; Zingiberales; Zingiberaceae
Product: eukaryotic translation initiation factor 2 subunit beta
Exons: 10
Coding region: 253-1056 (267 amino acids)
Biological process (GO): translational initiation; formation of translation preinitiation complex; formation of cytoplasmic translation initiation complex
Cellular component (GO): eukaryotic translation initiation factor 2 complex
Molecular function (GO): translation initiation factor binding; translation initiation factor activity; mRNA binding
Source: RefSeq, a predicted model, not a curated record
UCAUGGUUCAAUGGGCCGGAUCAAGGGGUUGACUGCAGCGGCAUCGCAGCAAAACCCUACCCCGAGCGUCAACCUAACUAUAAAUAGCCAGCACGCUGCAGUGCAGCCAUAGUAGCGUCCGUCAAGGGAGGAUACUACAGAGCUGUUUUUGCUGCCUUCGCCGCGGAGUAGCUCGUUAACGACUACGGGAUACAGGUUUGGAUUGUGAGUUGUUACCAGAUUCAGAUUUGGGCAUUUGAAGUCGAGAACAAUAUGACGGGUGAGGAUCCUACAGAGCUGAAGGAAGAGGUGCCUGAGAUUUUGCCCUUUGAUCCAACUAAGAAGAAGAAAAAGAAGAAACCUGUGGUUCAGGAUCCUGCUGAAGUGCUAGACAAAUUAACUGAGAAAACAGAAAAUCUAACUGUUACUGAAACAAGUGAACCAAGUUUAGUUGGCUUGAAGAAAAAGAAGAAGAAACCUGUUGAAACCAACUUCCUGAAUGAUGAAAAUGGAGACCAAGACCAAACUGGUGAUCAAGUUGGGGAGGAUGAAGAAGGAGAAGGCAUUGUCCUUGGUGUUAGUCGAUAUCCUUGGGAAGGAACUGAUCGUGAUUAUAAGUACGAAGAGCUUAUGGGUCGAGUAUUUAACAUACUGCGUGAGAAUAACCCUGAUCUUGCUGGAGAUAGGCGUAGAACUGUGAUGAGGCCUCCACAAGUUCUUAGAGAAGGAACCAAGAAGACAGUUUUUGUGAACUUUAUGGAUCUUUGCAAAACGAUGCAUAGGCAACCAGAGCAUGUUAUGAAUUUUUUACUUGCUGAAAUGGGAACAAAUGGAUCGCUUGAUGGACAGCAGAGACUGGUUAUUAAGGGUAGAUUUGCCCCCAAAAAUUUUGAGGGCAUCCUUAGAAGAUACAUCAAUGAGUAUGUCAUUUGCAAUGGCUGCAAAAGUCCUGAUACCAUACUUUCAAAGGAGAACCGAUUGUUCUUUCUUCGUUGUGAACAGUGUGGCUCUUCGCGUUCAGUCGCUCCUAUCAAGGCUGGUUUUGUUGCACUUGUGAAACGCCGCAAAGGCACUUGAGCUGAGCAUUUGCCUGUUUGUUUCUUGCUUUUCUAAAACCAAAAAGAAAUAGCGUCCCAGAAUCUCAGUAUUUCAUUUAUACAUUCAAUUAUUUGCCUGUUUAGCAUCCAUCAGUAUGAUCAAGUAUUUAUGUGUCCUAACGUAAAUGUGGUUGGAUUUGCUAGCUUUGUUAAAAUUGUCAAAGUUCCAAAAAAAAAUUAUUUGAGAUGCAUUUUUUUGCUUCUUA